Messenger RNA from Pseudopipra pipra, 4572 nucleotides. RefSeq names its product epiplakin-like. The transcript has 2 exons. Gene Ontology annotation, cellular component: cell junction; membrane; keratin filament. The record is from RefSeq and is a predicted model, not a curated record. Gene Ontology annotation, biological process: intermediate filament bundle assembly; wound healing. NCBI's taxonomy places the organism in Eukaryota, Metazoa, Chordata, Aves, Passeriformes, Pipridae. The coding region runs from base 204 to 4463 and encodes 1419 amino acids. Gene Ontology annotation, molecular function: structural molecule activity; keratin filament binding.
AAACAGGGAUGUGAACAGGGAGGUGAGCAGUACUCCUACCUCGUGCUGGCACCCAGUGGCAUCAGCCCAAAAGCAAGUGAUGGUUGUGUCACCCAGGAAUGGAAGAGGAAGGUGGUUGAGGCCACAGGUCUGAGUCAGUGUCGGGCUCCGGGAGAGCAGACACCGAGGGUGCCCCGCGGGAGCAGGAGCGUUCCCCAGAGACGAUGCACGGGAGGAGUGAACGCCCCGGGAACAACGAGUCGGGGAGGAACCUGAUUGCGGGUGAAGAGAGAGAGAUGGGCGGGGGCGGGAACAGCUUCAUCGCGGGAGUCCUCGUCCAGGCCCAGAACAAGAAGCUGAGCGUCUACGAUGCCAUGGUGAGGGGGCUCCUGACCCCGGGCACGGCGCUGGUGCUGCUGGAGGCACAGGCUGCCUCGGGGCUGCUCACGGACCCCGUGAGCAACGAGCAGCUCUCGGUGAGAGCCGCGCUGGCCUCGGGGCUCAUCGGCCGGGACUUCUACGAGAAGCUGCUGUCGGCAGAGGGAGCCGUGACCGGGUACGCGGAGCCCUGCACGGGGCGCAGGAUCUCGCUCUUCCAGGCCAUGCAGCAGGAGCUCAUCGUCCGGGAACACGCCGUCCGCCUGCUCGGGGCCCAGGUGGCCACCGGCGGCAUCAUCGACCCCGAGCGCGGCCACCGCGUCCCCGUGGAGGUGGCCUGCGAGCGCGGCUACCUGGACCAGGAGACGGGACGGUUCCUCUGCAACCCCGAGAAUCAAACCAGGAGCUGCUUCGACCCCAACACCCACGAGAACCUGACCUACGUGCAGCUGCUGCGCCGCUGCGUCCCCGACCCCGACACGGGGCUGCUCCUGCUGCAGCUGAUGGACAAGGACUCCGUGCUCCACCAGCUCCCCGAGGACGCCCGCAGAGCCCUGCAGGCCGCCCGCACCACCCUCGGCGUGGGGCUCUUCCAGGGCCAGAGCGUCACCCUCUGGGAGCUCCUCUUCUCCCGCUACGUCCCCGAGCUGCAGAGGGAGGAGCUGCUGAGGAGGUACCGGGCGGGCGCGGUGACCAUCCCGCAGAUGGUGACCGUCCUCACCGCCACCGUCACCGGGGCAGAAACGGGAAAGGGGGGCCGGAGCUCCCCCGCAGCCAAACCCCGCAGCGAGGCGAGGGCGGCACCCCCAGCCCGGGACGUGCAAUCCCAGGAGCAGCAGCUGAGAAAGUCCUUGAAGUCUGCGACCGUCCAGGUCACUGCCGGGGAGUUCCGGGGCCAGAACGUGUCCCUGCUGGACCUGCUCUUUUCCAAACACGUCCCCCAGGGGAGGCGGCAGGAGCUGCUGGAGCUGUACAGGGCGGGGAUCCUGAGCACGGAGCAGGUGGCCACGGUGGUCACCACCAUCCUGGACAGAGCAGAGGCCGCGAACGCCGCGGCAAAGGCCAGGAAUCCACACAGGGCAGUGGCGAGGGCAGGGGACGAUGGGGAGGAUUGCUCAGCUCAGUACACACACCUGGAUGACGUCUUGAAGUCCACCACCGUCAGUGUGCCGGCUGGGAAGCUGCGGGGGAGGCAGGUCUCCCUGUGGGACCUGCUCUCCUCCGACUGCAUCACCGAGGAGAAGAGGCAGGAGCUGCUGGAGCUGUACCACGAGAGGUUGUUAACUCUGGAGCAGAUGGCAGCCGUUGUCACCACCCUCGUCAAGAAAAGAGAAUCUGCAGGCAGGAAAUUCCAAAUUAAAGUCAAGGGUUCUGACAAGGACACUGCGACAGGGGCGGGAGAGGAGGGUGACAAUUCCCCCAGAGAAGAACCGAGCGAAACAGCUUUGAAAGCCACGGUGGUCGACGUGGAGGUCGGGGAGUUUCAGGGCCACAAGGUCUCUGUGUGGGACCUGCUCUUCUCCGACUACAUCACCCAGGAGAAGAGGCAGGAGCUGCUGGAGCUGUACCGUGAGGGGACACUGGCCUUGGAGCAGUUAACGCUUGUUGUCACCACUCUCAUCAAGAAAAGAGAAUCUACAAGAAGGAAAUUCCAAAUUAAAGUCAAGGGUUCUGACAAGGACACUGCGACAGGGGUAGGAGAGGAGGGUGACAACCCCCCCAAGGAAGAACCGAGCGAAGCAGCUUUGAAAGCCACGGUGGUCGACGUGGAGGUUGGGGAGUUUCGGGGCCACAGGGUCUCCGUGUGGGACCUGCUCCACUGCCAGUAUGUCCCCGAGGAGAACAGGAAGGAGCUGCUGGAGCUGUUUGAGGCAGGGGAGCUGAGCCUGGAGCAGGUGAAGAGCGUUGUCACCACCAUCGUGACCAAGGCAGCGACAGCAGGGGCAGAGCAAACGUCACCCGUGGGUGGCCCUGAGGCAGAGCCCACGGGCACAGAGGCUGAGCCCACGGGCACAGAGGCAGAGCCCAAGGGCACAGAGGCUGAGCCCACCCCCCUGCACGGGGACAGGGCCUGGGAAGAGGCCCUGAAGGCCACCCCAGUCGAGGGGUCAGUGGGUGAGCUGCAGGGGAGGCAGGUCUCGCUGUGGGACCUGCUCUUCUCUGACUACAUCACCCAGGAGAAGAGGCAGGAGCUGCUGGAGCUGUACCGUGAGGGGACACUGGCCUUGGAGCAGUUAACACUUGUUGUCACCACUCUCAUCAAGAAAAGAGAAUCCACAGGCAGGAAAUUCCAAAUUAAAGUCAAGGGUUCUGACAAGGACACUGCGACAGGGGCGGGAGAGGAGGGUGACAAUUCCCCCAAGGAAGAACCGAGCGAAGCAGCUUUGAAAGCCACGGUGGUCGACGUGGAGGUCGGGGAGUUUCAGGGCCACAAGGUCUCUGUGUGGGACCUGCUCUUCUCCGACUACAUCCCCGAGGAGAAGAGGCAGGAGCUGCUGGAGCUGUACCGUGAGGGGACACUGGCCUUGGAGCAGUUAAUGCUUGUUGUCACCACUCUCAUCAAGAAAAGAGAAUCCACAGGCAGGAAACUCCAAAUUAAAGUCAAGGGUUCUGACAAGGACACUGUGACAGGGGCAGGACAGGAGGGUGACAAUUCCCCCAAAGAACCGAGCGAAGCAGCUUUGAGAGCCACGGUGGUUGACGUGGAGGUCGGGGAGUUUCGGGGCCACAAAGUCUCCGUGUGGGACCUGCUCCACUCCCAGUAUGUCCCCGAGGAGAACAGGAAGGAGCUGCUGGAGCUGUUCGAGGCAGGGGAGCUGAGCCUGGAGCAGGUGAAGAGCGUUGUCACCACCAUCGUGACCAAGGCAGCGACAGCAGGGGCAGAGCUCAGAUCACCCGUGGGUGGCCCUGAGGCAGAGCCCACGGGCACAGAGGCUGAGCCCACGGGCACAGAGGCAGAGCCCAAGGGCACAGAGGCUGAGCCCACCCCCCUGCACGGGGACAGGGCCUGGGAAGAGGCCCUGAAGGCCACCCCAGUCGAGGGGUCAGUGGGUGAGCUGCAGGGGAGGCAGGUCUCGCUGUGGGACCUGCUCUUCUCUGAGGACAUCCCCGAGGAGAAGAGGCAGGAGCUGCUGGAGCUGUGCCGUGAGGGGACACUGGCCUUGGAGCAGUUAAUGCUUGUUGUCACCACUCUCAUCAAGAAAAGAGAAUCUACAAGAAGGAAAUUCCAAAUUAAAGUCAAGGGUUCUGACAAGGACACUGCGACAGGGGCAGGAGAGGAGGGUGACAACCCCCCCAAGGAAGAACCGAGCGAAGCAGCUUUGAAAGCCACGGUGGUCGACGUGGAGGUCGGGGAGUUUCGGGGCCACAGGGUCUCCGUGUGGGACCUGCUCCACUGCCAGUACGUCCCCGAGGAGAACAGGAAGGAGCUGCUGGAGCUGUUUGAGGCAGGGGAGCUGAGCCUGGAGCAGGUGAAGAGCGUUGUCACCACCAUCGUGACCAAGGCAGCGACAGCAGGGGCAGAGCUCAGAUCACCCGUGGGUGGCCCUGAGGCAGAGCCCACGGGCACAGAGGCUGAGCCCACGGGCACAGAGGCUGAGUCCAAGGGCACAGAGGCUGAGCCCACCCCCCUGCACGGGGACAGGGCCUGGGAAGAGGCCCUGAAGGCCACCCCAGUCGAGGGGUCAGUGGGUGAGCUGCAGGGGAGGCAGGUCUCGCUGUGGGACCUGCUCUUCUCCGAGGACAUCCCCCAGGAGAAGAGGCAGGAGCUGCUGGAGCUGUGCCGUGAGGGGACACCCCCCCUCCAGGAGCUGCUCAGCACCAGCGGCAGCCCCGUGCCCCCCGGCCAGGGGAGGCACCUCGCGGCCCUGCCCCUCCAGACCGUGGAGCUGCUGCGCUCCGAGGGCUCCUACAUCACCCUGGGGCCGUGCCAGGAGCGCCGGGUGUCGGUGUGGGAGCUCCUCUCCUCCAAGCAGGUCUCCGAGUACCGGCGCGAGGCCCACCUCGACUCGUACGGCGCCGGGGGGCUGACGGUGAACAGGAUCACCAUCACCACCACCGUCACCACGGGCCCCCAGCGCCAGCAGGGCCCCCGGCGGCACCACUGACACCCACCCCCGGCACAGAGGGGGCUCAGCCCCCCGGGCACCCCUGGGACUGUGCCCCCCACGCCCCUCCGUGUGUCAGUGCUGUGACAAACCCGCGUGUGCAGCGGGU